This is a messenger RNA of Cuculus canorus (common cuckoo), 6802 nucleotides long. It is a transcript of the gene ERAP1, whose product is annotated as endoplasmic reticulum aminopeptidase 1. Gene Ontology annotation, biological process: peptide catabolic process; proteolysis. The record is from RefSeq and is a predicted model, not a curated record. Gene Ontology annotation, molecular function: zinc ion binding; metalloaminopeptidase activity; peptide binding. Gene Ontology annotation, cellular component: cytoplasm. NCBI's taxonomy places the organism in Eukaryota, Metazoa, Chordata, Aves, Cuculiformes, Cuculidae.
UCCCUGAUGAGAUGCGGCUUUCGCUUUCCCUUUCGCAUUCCCUAUUCAUGCCUCACUCCUGCACGGGGAGAGAGGCGCGGGUCCAGGGAAGCGGAGUUUCUCCUUUCCUCCUGUUUCCCAGGCUCCCGUGGUGUCUCCCCGUCCCCUUGGAUCGGGGAUGGCAAAGGCGGGUUCUUUCUUUCGCCUGGAUCCAUGAUGGUGAAGGAGGGGCUGCUGGGGCUUCUGGAGAUGCUGGGGCUACUCGUGAUGCUGAGGAUGCCAAGGAUGCUGGGGAUGCUGAUCAUGCUGAGCACAUCAAGGGCCCAGGGCAACGAACAGGGCAGUCCACCCUUCCCUUGGGAUUCAGUGCGGCUCCCCACACACCUCAUCCCGCUCCAUUACCACCUCCUCAUCCAUCCCAACCUCACCACACUGGCCUUCGCGGGCACUGCUGCCGUCCAGGUGCGGGUCCAACAGGAGACCAACGCUAUCGUCCUGCACAGCAAGCGCCUGCAGAUCACCAGGGCUGUCGAUGCUGAACAAUCCCACUUGGAGCAAGAGGCACGGGUGCUGGAGCACCGGGAGCGCAAGCAGGUGGCAAUCCUUCCUGGUGAGAUGCUACACGCCGGGCAUGACUACGCUAUCACCAUCCACUUCCUUGGGAACCUCUCUGACUCUUUCCACGGCUUCUACAAGAGCACCUACAGGACCCAGGAGGGAGAACUACGGGUACUCGCAGCAACACAGUUCGAACCAACAGCAGCGCGGAUGGCCUUGCCCUGUUUUGAUGAGCCAGCCUUCAAAGCCAGGUUUUCUAUUCGAAUUCAGAGGGAACCGAAGCACCUCGCGCUGUCCAAUAUGCCCAUUGUGAAAUCUGUGAAUCUAAGUCCCUGGCUUGUUGAGGACCAUUUCAACACCACUGUUAAGAUGACUACAUACCUCAUUGCCUUCAUUGUUUCGGACUUCAAAUCCAUCAGCAAAAUAACCAGUCAUGGAGUUAAGAUUUCUGUGUACACAGCGCCAGACAAGAUCAAUCAAGCUGAUUACGCGUUGGAUUCCGCAGUGAAACUCCUAGACUUCUACGAGGAGUAUUUCAGCAUCUGUUAUCCUUUACCUAAACAAGAUUUGGCAGCUAUUCCUGAUUUUCAGAGUGGUGCUAUGGAGAACUGGGGACUGACUAUGUACCAGGAGUCGGCCUUGUUGUAUGACCCUGAAAAGUCCUCGACCUCUUCCAAGCUUUGGAUUACCAUGAUCAUAGCCCAUGAGCUCGCUCAUCAGUGGUUUGGCAACCUUGUUACCAUGGAGUGGUGGAACGAUCUGUGGUUAAAUGAAGGAUUUGCAAAGUUUAUGGAGUUUGUGUCAGUCAGUGCUACACACCCACAGCUGACAGUUGAAGACUGUUUCUUAAGGAGAUGUUUUAAUGUCAUGAAAGUGGAUUCAUUAAAUUCAUCGCAUCCAGUAUCAACUCCUGUGGAAGAUCCAGCCAAGAUUUUGGAAAUGUUUGAUGAAGUUUCCUACAAUAAGGGUUCCUGUAUCUUAAAUAUGCUGAGGGAUUACCUGACUGCCGAUGUGUUCCAAGCUGGGCUUAUGCAUUACCUGCAGAAAUACAGCUACAAGAAUACAAAAAAUGAAGAUUUGUGGAACAGCAUGACAAAUGUUUGCCCUACAGCAGGCAGUGGCAAAAAUGAACCACAAAGUGGUGGUUUUUGUAAAAGAAACCAAGAGUUGUCUUCAAAUGCACACAGGACUAAAGGACAGCUUCUGGAUGUGAAGGCGAUGAUGGACACCUGGACACUGCAGAAGGGUUUCCCUUCUGUCAUGGUGAGGGGAAAGAAUGUCCAUGUACAGCAGGAGCGCUAUGUGGUGGGAGUGGAUUCUUCAUCUGCAGGGUACUUGUGGCACAUUCCACUGACUUACAUCACCAGUAAAUUGGACACUGUGCAGAGAUUCCUGAUGACAACUAAAGCAGAUGUCAUUAUCCUUCCAGAAGAGGUGGAGUGGGUGAAAUUCAAUGUGGACAUGAAUGGGUAUUACAUUGUGAACUAUGAAGAUGAUGGAUGGGAUCGUCUAAUUAAUCUUUUGAAGGAGAACCACACCGUGAUUAGCAGCAGUGACAGAGCAAGUCUUGUUAACAACAUAUUCCAGCUUGUCAGAAUAAAAAACCUGUCCAUUUCCAAGGCUUUGGAGUUAACUUUAUACCUGAAACACGAGAGACAAGUCAUGCCAGUACUGCAGGGUCUGAAUGAGCUGAUUCCUGUUUACUGGCUCAUGGAGAAGAGGGAUGUGGACGGUACAGAAAAGCAAUUGCAGGAGUACAUUGUCAGCCUGUUUAAAGGCCUGAUCGACAGGCAGGCAUGGAGUGACGAAGGCUCGGUGUCUGAGAGGCUGCUCAGGCACUCACUCCUGCUGUUCUCGUGCCUGCACAGGUAUCAGCCAUGUGUGGACAAAGCCGAGGGAUAUUUUAUGCAAUGGCGGAAAUCCAACGGAACCUUGAGGUUGCCAGCAGAUGUGAAGGCCGCAGUAUAUGCUGUGGGAGCACAAACGUCUGAUGGCUGGGAUUUCCUCCUCCCUGCGUACAGUCUGCAUGCAUUCAGCUUGGACAGGGAGGACAUCAAGUUAGCCCUCAGCCUCGGUAGGAGUGAGGACACACUCUGGUGGUUAAUGGAUCAAGGUCUGCAUGGUGACACCAUAAGAACUCAAGAUCUUCCACUUGUUAUUGUAUCUGUUGCCAAAAAUCCAUGUGGCCAUCGUUUAUCUUGGACGUUUUUAAAAGAAAAUUGGGAAAAACUUGUAGAAAAAUUUGAACUUGGAUCAAAUACCAUAGCAAGCAUUGUGACUGGAGUGACAAGUCAGUACUCAACGAGGUCACAGCUUGCACAGGUGAAAGAAUUCUUCAGUUCUCUGGAGAAGAAGAGUGCACAGCUGUGCUGUGUCCACCAAGCCAUUGAAACCAUCAAAGACAACAUAGAGUGGAUGAAUGGGAACUUAGAGAAAAUCAAAACGUGGCUGCAAAACAACCACCAGUAAACCAGGGCACCGGCCUCUGUUUGUGAAAUAGAAAAGCACUGACAAGCUGUGAAGAUUCAGGGCUGAAGGGACAACUUGGUUGUGUAAUGAAGAACUGGCAACAAGUUGCCCCAAGGAGAGAAAAUAUCAGUACUGUGCUCAGAAGGGACAGUCAGGUAGGAGAGCAAGGUUGAAGUCUUGGAGAUAGGUUUGGGUUUUUUUUCACUAUUCUGUUGUGAAUGACCUCUGUUUACCUGCAGAAAACUUAUUUCCCUACUUAUUCAAGGUGUGAAUGUUGGGGUUGUCCUUUGCAGGGACAGGAGCUGAACUUGAUGAUCCAUGUGGGUCCCUUCCCACUCAGGAUAGGAUUCUAUGAUAAAGAAAAACAAUCCAGCUAAUUAUUGUAUGUGCUUAAAAACACUGUAUCCCUUUGCUCUUACACUCCCUGCCCCUGACGUUAUUCCAUGGUCCGUUAAACCAGGAGUUUAUCUCCUCCCUGGUUCUGCCGUGUCUCUUUAGCCUGGAGAAGAGGAGGCUGAGGUGACCUUGUCACUGUCUACGGCUCCUGGAAAGGAGUUUGUGGUGAGGUGGGUGCUGGUCACUUCUCCCAGAUGAAAGGUGAUAGCAUGAGAGGGAAUGGACUCAAGUUGAGCUGGAGCAGGUUCAGAUUGGACAUAAGGAAAAAUGUCCACCAAAAGGGUUCUCAGGCCCUGACAGAGGAGCCCAGGGAGGUAGUGGAGUCUCCAUCUCUGGAGGGGUUUAACAGACAGGCAGAUGAGGUGCUCAGGGAUGUGGUUUAGUGGUGGACAGGUAUGGUUGGGCUUGAUGAUCUCACAGGCUUUUUGCAACCUAGUGAUUCUUUGAUUCUAUAAUAGUUUCCUCACUGCAACCUGGAACAGCCAUAAGCUUUGACACAGAUGCAGACUUAAGGGAAAAAAAUACACCAUGUGGAACUCACCACAAGCUUCUGACUACGUCUUACUUGCUCUUCUCACAACUGAUGAGAGGAAAUGGCCUCAAGUUGCACCAAGGGAGGUUUAAAUGGGGUAUUGGGGAAAAAUGUCCUCAGUGGCAGAAUGGGGAAGCCCUGGCAGAAGCUGCCCAGGUUAGGAGUGGAUUCCCCAUCCCUGGAGGGGUUCACAAAGCGUGUGGCCAUGGCACCUGGGGACAAGGUUUAGCAGAGGUGGAGGUGCUGGGCUGGCGGUGGCGCUGGAUGAGCUUAAAGGCCUUUUCCACGCUCGAUUUCAUUAUUCUUUAUGAACUAGAAAUUACAAAAUCGGAGUUCAGGAGGACAGUGGGAUCUGAUGUUGAGGGCAAAAGUUUCCAUCCAACUGGUGCAGAAAACAGCGCUUCCUUUUGCUCGCUGCUUCCUGCUCUGUAUGAGGCACCUGGUACCUCUUAACUCGUCACAGGAAAUGGGAAUUCUGAGUGAGCUGUGCAUCACCUGUACACUUUCUGCUAAUUGCCCACUGUCACUUGCUUUAUGAUGAUUUCAGAGCUGAGAGGGCAGUUUAACAAAAAAUAAAGUUUGUUUCCGUGAUUCCAGAUGAGGGACUGGGUUCAUUUUGCACACUCAUUUCUGCUGCCGCUGCAAGCCAGCAUUUACGCUGCUGGUUUCUGCUUUCACUGCUUCACCUUCAGUUUCUGAACUUUGGGAAAAAUGAAGCCAUAUUCCUGGUGCACCACAGACUCCUUCCUUCCCCCUCUCCCUGUUUUUUCAACUGAGGAAGCAUCCAUCAGUCUGUGCGCAUCCCAGCAUUGCACAGCCCUCUCUACCAGACACUGUGGAUGACACUGAUUGACCUGAGCAAGCCCAUGCCCAUCAGCAUCCCGGACUUUGGUGGGCUGUGUGCUCAUGACAUCAGAAGGACACGAGGCUGAGCUGCAUAUCCACAGGGUCUGGAGAGAAAGUGAGCAGGUCCUGAGAUGCUGGGCAGGACUCAUGCACACCAGUCCAAUACCAUGUUUCUCCCCUCGCCUGGGAAUGGCCACCAUUCACCUGCAAACAGCACGUCUCCACAACAGUUUCGAUGGGAAUUUUUAACCAAAAUAAUAGCCUCAUUUCUGAAAACCCUUGUGCUUACACAUGAAUCCUUCAUCUGUUUCCCGGCACCAUGGGAGUUGACCAGUUAAAGAUGGUCCCAGGAACCUGCAAUCCAGCUUUGAAAACCAAAGAAAUGAAAAGCAAACUUCAGCUGGAUCGUGAUCUGGUGGUAAGCACCAUCAUGGAGCAUUGCUGAUGGUAUUUCAGUGGCAUUCCAGAACGGAGAGGGGCUCCAGUAAAAGCUGGAGAAGGGCUCUUGAUCAGGGAGUGUGGGGACAGGAUGAGGGGGAACCGUUUUCAGCUGAGAGAGGAGAGAUUGAGAUCAUGGGAAGAAAUGUGAGGGUGGGAGGCCCUGGCAGGCUGCCCAGAGAAGUGGUGGCUGCCCCAUCCCUAGAGGUGUUCAAGGCCAGGUUGGAUGCAGCUUUGAGCCCCUGAUGCAGUGGCAGGUGUCCCUGCUGACAGCACCGGUUGGAACUGGAUGGGCUUUGCGGUCCCUUACAACCCGAACUAUCCUGUGGUUCUGUGACUCUGUAAUUUUUCAGUGUCCUUUUAAACCCGUGGUGUUCAGUUUCAGUGUGACAGAGUUUGUAUCAUUAUUUCUGGAGUUUCUUUUCCCUUUCGGUUCCUGUUCAGAUCUCAGCAGCAAUAAAUGAAGUGCCAGGAAUGUCACAAGGCAAUCUUAAAAACUUUAUUAGUGUGACAGGUUCUCAGUACAGACUGCGGAGAACAGUCACAAGUGUGAAUAUCCCCAACUGAAAUCUCCAGGCAGCCUCUCUGCAGUGCCACAUGCCAGAGUCGGAUUUCAGAGUCGGCACAAGUGCUUCCUCUGCAAGCCAAUAGUGAAGCGAUGCUGGUGCCAGGAUGUGCCAGGAGAUGGUCAACAAGUUAUGGAGAGGGAGGGAAACACCCUGAGGCACGUGGACCCCAGGAGAGGCGCCUGUUCCUGCCUGUUCUCUGGUGGAGCAGGAGAACACAGCAUUGUUCCUUGCAGCAUCACCUUCUGCCUUGUUUCUGCAUUCCCUUCUGGAGUGCAAGGAGCAGAAUCAAGGACUAGAAACAGUGCAAAAUACCCCAAAGACCCGUCUGCCUGUUGACCUGAACUUCUUUUUGAUCUCUGCUAAGGCUCAUGCACCUUCUUGAUUUCCUCUUCCUGAUGGCAAUGGUGUUAUUGCCACCCUUGGAUUUGUCUUUGUUCGGUCCAGGAGACUCCAGAAAUUACGAGAUAACAGUACAGAUGCGAGUGGAAAUAAAAAAAAAAAUCCUUAUUUGGUGUGUUUUGUUUUUUUAACUACAAUUAAGGCAGCAUCCAAAAUACCUGUUUCAUUGCUAGAUGUGCUUGAUGAAGCGGCAAUCCCCAGUUCCUCAGGCUUUAACCACCCACAGCUUACCUACAGCUCCCACCCAUAGCUCACCUACAGCUUCCAACUGGGAAUCACCACGCAGCCAGGUGAGGUGGGCUGAGGGUAACUGAAGCAUGCGAUAUUCCAGAACACUUUAAUGCAUUUGCUGCAACAUUUAAAAUGCAAGCGCAUACGAAAUCUUCUGAGAUUUACAGGCACUAUGUGGAGAUUAUGUGCAAAAGUCUGCGGAAUUUCUCUUUGGCAUUGCUAUUCAUUUAGGAAAUACAUUUCUUGCGAAUAUAAAGCACACUUUCCCUCUGAAAACUGAAGAAAAUUACAAAAAAAAAGUCGAAAUACAUGAGUAUAAUAAAAGGAAGAGCUAGGGGAAAAAAACCAAAACCACCUUAGUCUGCUAGGGGAAAAAAGGAAACAC